AAUGAUUGGGUGGCUAUGAUUCUCUAUCCAAAAGAAAAUCGAGUGAACGGAUCUCCUCUCAUCACUUUGUCUCCUCCUCUUCUUCUAAUUGUGAUGCAAAAGGUCUUAGUUCUUUUGGCCAUGGAUACUUGUGCUCUAGUGAUCCAUCAGUCUCUGUCUCGCAUCAAACUUUCCACUCCCUUCUCCAUACCGACAAGACGGAUUCAGAAGCAGCAGCUGUGUUUCCGAGGAGCUAGUAUACUUGCCGCCGUACAAAGAAACUACGAAGAAACGAUCCCCUCCGUGGAAGACGACGACGAUGAUGAGGAGUCGUCAUCGUACGGAGAAGUGAACCGGAUCAUUGGGAGCCGAAGGGCGGCGGAAUUAGGAGCCAUGGAGUACCUUAUCGAGUGGAAGGACGGCCAUGCUCCCUCGUGGGUUCCAUCCAGCUGCAUCGCAGCAGACGUGGUGUCGGAGUACGAGACCCCCUGGUGGACCGCCGCUAGGAAAGCCGACGAGCAGGCCCUGUCACAGCUUCUCGAGGACCGCGACGUCAACGCCGUAGACGAAAACGGCAGAACGGCUCUGCUUUUCGUGGCAGGUCUGGGUUCGGACAAGUGCGUUAGACUUCUGGCGGAGGCUGGAGCCGAUCUUGACCACCGAGACAUCAGGGGCGGCUUGACGGCGCUGCACAUGGCUGCUGGUUACGUGAAGCCGGACGUUGUUGCUGCGCUGGUGGAGCUCGGCGCUGAUUUCGAAUUGGAAGACGAGAGAGGUUUAACGGCCUUGGAACUAGCCAGGGAGAUUCUGAAGACGACGCCUAAGGGGAAUCCGAUGCAGUUCGGGAAGAGGCUUGGGUUAGAGAGAGUGAUCAGUGUUCUGGAAGGACAAGUGUUCGAGUACGCCGAGGUGGAGGAGGUUGUGGAGAAACGAGGGAAAGGCAAAGACGUUGAAUAUCUGGUCCGAUGGAAGGACGGUGGAGAUUGCGAGUGGGUCAAAGGUGUACACGUGGCGGAGGACGUCGCCAAGGACUACGAGAACGGGCUGGAGUACGCUGUAGCCGAGAGAGUCAUCGGGAAGAGGAUUAACGGAGACGAUGGGAACACCAUCGAGUAUCUUGUCAAAUGGACUGAUAUGGCUGAUGCCACCUGGGAGCCUCAAGACAACGUCGACUCUACACUUGUUCAACUCUACCAACAACAACAAGAGGAGGCCCAGCAGGGCAUAGGUAUACUUUGAAUUCUGCUUGCCUUUUUUGGGGAAGAUUCAACAUCCUCCCUCAUAUGAUGCACUAGUCAAUCAUCAUUUGUCAGCUGUGUACAAGUGUUCCCCAAACAUAUCUCAAAGCAGAGCUCUUUCAUCAUCUUUCAGCUGUGUACAAGUGUUCUCUCUUUACUUUAAUCGCGUUUUUUUUGUGUGUUGCAACUUGUAAGUAAUUCACUCUUCUUUUUGUUUUUUUUACCACUAGUUCAGUGAAUCCUUUUUCCUGUCAAGUUUCAGAAGAUAGACCUUACAUUCACUAGUGAACUUCAAAUUCUGUGGGCACGGAAUGUGAUUCAUGACUCUACCAUCCGACGACGGCAGUUUAUUCCAUCCAGCCGUUCUGAUCUCGUUGCUUGAAUUUUUGUCAUUGCAACCAAUUACAAUUUGACACAUUGGAAGGAGAAUUCCUGACCUGCACUGUUUAUUUCAUACAAUAAAAAGAGUACACGUAUUUUUAGCA
Camelina sativa (false flax) is the source of this 1702-nucleotide messenger RNA. Lineage: Eukaryota; Viridiplantae; Streptophyta; Magnoliopsida; Brassicales; Brassicaceae. The record is from RefSeq and is a predicted model, not a curated record.